Molecule: messenger RNA, 3467 nt
Organism: Porites evermanni
Lineage: Eukaryota; Metazoa; Cnidaria; Anthozoa; Scleractinia; Poritidae
Source: the annotation of a GenBank genome assembly
GUAGUGUUGGUGGUGGCUGGGAUAUGUAUUGUGGUCGCACUGUGUGUUUAUCUUUGGUGGUACUUUACACAAGAGAAAAAAGAAGACAAUCCUUCGUCUUUGGGUGGACCCUAUUCAAGACAGGCAGUUGCUACGGACACUGAAAAAUGUUCCGAAAUUGGCAAUGAUAUCCUGAACUCAAACGGUUCGGCCGUAGACGCAGCCACUGCCGCUAUGUUCUGUCUGGGAGUCAUAAACAUGCAGUCUUCUGGAGUUGGUGGCGGUGGAGUGAUGCUGGUUUAUACUCGAAAACUCAAGAAAGCUAAAGUCAUCGACUUUAGGGACACUGCUCCUGCAGCGACAACGUCUGAUAUGUUUCCACCAACCGAAUCAGGGAAAAACAUGCAAAUAUGGUAAGUGCUAUUUUUUUCUUUUUUACGUUUUUGCCCCCGCAGGGAUUUCGCCCAGAAGGCGAAAUCUUGAGGAGGCAUCCUAGUAUAUAUAGAAAUUAAAGUACUUACAAUUGAAAUAUGCAGUCAGCAUACAGGAAAAAGAAAUCUCGAUUUGUUUGAUCAGGGGCCGCAUGUCUAUUUCCCUCUAUUGCAAUGAUAAUUCAGGUUAUCGUGGCGGAGAUCGAUGUCACCCAACAGCAACACGCAAAAGGGGUGCAUGGCAAAUUCAAGAGAUUAGAGCUGUGAGAGCUUGGCGCCUCCGAGACACGCUUUUCUCGCCGUUUGAUUGGAGUGCUUGCUCACAGUGUCGUGCUGGAAUUAUAAUUAAAGACGUUUUUGGAACUGAUGCACGUCAACCGGAAGUGAUGCCUUUUCCCUUUUAAUUUGACUUGACGCUACCAAAUGGGUCUUCUUGCUAAGUAUCUUUACUCUUGUUGAGAUGAUUUGCCAGAAAAUUUGGGAAAAAUUGCUGCCCAACAAUGUAAAAAAGUUUACUUUGGUUAACGUGCAUCGCUCAGGAAAAACGUCCUUGCUUAAGAGCGGAUGUCAGUAAAUAUCAACCAGAGGUCUACAAAAGUGAAAAAUCGAAAAUUGUCAAAAAAAUUCACAAAGUAGCACUAGGUAAACUAUUAACAUAAAUGUAAUUUUUACUUCGAUCCGAUAAUUAUUUUCCACGUACGGGGAGUUAUUGGUUUCGCGGCUCUAGGACCGGGUUUUCCAGGCCCGAGACCAUGUGUCACAAAAAAAUCGUUUUAAAAUUCAAAUCCAUUGUAAUGCAGACAACAAAUAACUUAUUCAAAAGAGUGCAUAAUUGCACACAUUUUAAGUGGUGAUUUACUCAGUUUGAACAAAAAUGUAAUAUUUUGGAGAUUUUUCAUUAUUUUCAAUAUUUUGAACGUUUUCGUUCAAUGAAAAAAUGGCAAAUUUCAAAGCCCAAAAUCGUCGACUGGUACCUCGAUUUCAGUAACGAGUCUUAUGCCACGUUAAAGAGCGUUGUCCCUUCUUUCAAAAUCUGUUUUCAAAACUAUGGGCAACUUAAAAGAAAAUUUCUGAGGCCAAAAGAUACAAGUAGUACUUUUCUGAAAUUUGAGCUUUCCAGACUCAGCGGGCUGAUGCUCAAAACUCGGAAAAAUACGAUAAGAAAUCAGUUUGAGCAACACUGGUUUCAUGUUAUCAGCUUUCAGAAACCAAGACGUGUUUAUACAGCGAUCUGAUAUAAAUUAAUGCCGUUUGCUAUCAAGAAAGGCAGAUUUAAGCUGUCAACUCCUGCCAAGUGCACCAGUCACGUGAAGUUGUCAAAGGGAGGGCAAAGCACUAAUAUUAAAAAGUCUUAAAAUUCAAAACGUUUUACCUCCAUGAAAUCAGAUUUUAGCGUACAAAAAACCAAAAAUUUUCUUUUAAGUUGCCCAUAGUUUUGAAAACAGAUUUUUAUUGGUUUCCGUCCGCCAUGUUGGUGCUCAUCCAGGUGGGCACCAGCAUGGCGUCUCCAUACAAAUCUCUAUAAAUUUGGGUAAAACAUUUCGUCGGAUGUCUCGUAUACGGAAUAUUCUUCUGACCUGAAUCUUGACGGGGGUCUUUGUGUAUUUACCUUCUUUUAUUUCCCAGAUUCCGGACUUUAUCUAUUGAACAGUCUUUAUUAUUAUUAUUAUUUUUUUGAUCAAUUUUGUAUGGCGUGACACUAAAAACCUAGCCUGCGUAGGAAGCGUUUCUAUGCGGUUUAGGAGCAAAGAAUGAAGAACAAGAGUCACUCGUUUCAUUUCUCGCGCGGCCAAUGCCGAGAAUCCCGUUCCUCGGUCUUUCUUUGCUCCCAAACCAAACGGAAACGCUUGCUACGCAGGCUACCGAAAACCAGCAAUCGUUUUCUUCUAGGUGGUCUUGCCAUCGCUGUUCCUGGUGAGGUUAACGGCCUAUACCGAGCUUGGGAGGAAUACGGUUGGUUACCUUGGAAAGAUCUGGUCCAACCCGCCAUUAACUUAGCCAGAGAAGGAUUUGAAAUAAGCACCGCAGUGGCCGAUGCCUUGAAUGACCAUAUGUUAGAGAGAAUAAAAAAGGAUCCGGGAUUAAGGUGAGCAAUAGCUAUCAUUUCAUCACAUUUUGUUUUGUUUUGUUUUUGUUUUUUUUGGCUUUUAACUGCGCCUGAGGUUUUAGAGUCGUGUCGGGUAUCCUUUUUCAAAAUAUUUUUGGUUCAUUGGGAUAGUUGAAACUGAACCGUGGUAGGCUCCUGGCCCAGGGGGUACUCGAGAAAGUAUUAUACGGUGAGAUUCCGCCCCGAGAGUUAACCCUUCAUCCUUUUAUAGGCCAUUUUUGACAGAAAAGGAACCCUUUCGUAUACCUUCAGUAUUGUCAAAUGGUUCUGAUCCCUUUCACAUACCUACAAACUUUGCUUUCCUUUCAGCUGCUGUAAAUGCACUGUCUUUUAAAUGUGAAUAAAUUACAAGACCAUAACGUUUUCUCGACUCUUUCACAGCUGUUAAAUUCAUCUGUUGGCCCUUUUGGGUCUUUUUACAGAUCGAAAUGACAGACUUCCCAACCCUUUCAUAUAUUUCAGCUAUUGACAUCUCUACCCUUUUAUACACAUGAAGCCUGGAAAAGGUACCCCUUUUAGGUGGAGCCUCCCCAUACGGGCCGGACAUUAUAGGGAGCUAGUACUCCCAUGGGGCUCCCAGUCGCACAAAACUUCUUUGAUUUGACUCUCUAGGACGUAAAAGAACGCUAGCGGCAUAACAAGUCCCAGGCAAUGAAGGUCCCUAGUGUACUAUCCUGAAAUGUCUUGGAUGAGUUAUAAUCUGUACAUGUAGCCUAGGGGGAGAUCAUAAUAUAAUAGCUUCAUGAUACUCGUUCGUAGUGCUGUAACUGCUGCCUGUAAACAGAAUAUUAGGUAUUAGAAAAGUGCCUUAUUUAACAGUGCUGUAAUUUUCUCUUUAUUGCUAUUUAUUGUGACACUUCAGGGAACUUCUCUUGGACAAAAAUGGCAAGCGUUAUAAAAAGGGUACUAUAAUCAAAAACGAAAAGUACGCAAUGACACUACAAAAAAUU